UCUGCGCUGUGUUGAUCUCGAGUUUCCUCGUUUUUAUGAAAUCUGAACAUGACCAGCCUCAUCUGCUCCGUUCAUGGAUGCCACAACAACUAUAAGAAGAUGAAGCUUUCGCUUUCUCAAAAUUGUUUCGAGCACGGGAAGCCCAGAUCUGAAUGCUGCGGACCCGCGUUCAGGUUGCACCCACCUCCGUCUAAAGAAGAGGACCGCCGCUACUGGCUGAGGGCGCUCAAUUUAAAAAAGCCUCCAAAGCGUCCUUAUGUCUGUUCAUUUCAUUUUGUGGACCGACAACCUACACCCCUCCAUCCCUAUCCCGAGAAGUGGCUGGGUUACACGGCUGUAUUGAGGAAGCCGAGGCGACUGCUUCAGAGAUACGCAGAUGCAUCAACCAGGAAUGUGGCCAGAAGUCCUGUGCCGCCUCUCCAUGUCAACCUAAAAGCUGAACCUCCUGCAUCAACCAGGAAUGUGGCUGGAAGUCCUGUGCCGCCUCUCUAUGUCGACCUAAAAGCUGAACCUCCUGCAUCAACCAGGAAUGUGGCUGGAAGUCCUGUGCCGCCUCUCCAUGUCGACCUAAAAGCUGAACCUCCUGCAUCAACCAGGAAUGUGGCUGGAAGUCCUGUGCCGCCUCUCCAUGUCGACCUAAAAGCUGAACCUCCUGCAUCAACCAGGAAUGUGGCCGGAAGUCCUGUGCCGCCUCUCCAUGUCGACCUAAAAGCUGAAUCUCCUGCCUCUUGUCAGCCUCUGUCUGAUCACAGCUAUGCUAAAAGCCCUGUCCUGGAUCAACCCCUCCGAUGUCAUAAAGCCACACAGUGUUCAGGGCCAUCAGCGCUGCACAUAACUCUCCUACGCUCCGACCGUCUCAGCCUCCUGUACACUGGUCUCCCUCUGGAGUCUUUUAAUAUUUUGGCUGAUCAGCUGACAAAAGAUUACAUUAACACCUUUCAGCUUGAUGUCCGAGAUCAGGUCCUGAUGACCCUCAUGAAGCUCCGGCUGAACUUGCUGCAGGAAGACCUGGCUGAGAGGUUCAGUGUGUCACAGUCUGGAGUCAGCAGGAUCAUCACUACAUGGUUGGACAUCGUGAAGGAGAAGAUCAGGUCUUACGUCCCAUUGCUGCCCAGAGAGACCAUUCUUGCUACGAUGCCACAGUGUUUGAAAGAGCAUCACCCGACGACAACCUGUGUGAUUGACUGUUCUGAGACCCCCCCUCCAGAAACCACAUAACCUGGACUCUUGGGGGAAAUCCCACAGUCAUCUUUAUGGUCAAAAUAACCAGAUGUAACCAUAAAUCACCAGAUGAAGGGUUUUUUUAAGUAUUGCAUUUUAGAAUUUACAGGUACAUUAUAGGACCAAAAUAUUUCGCUUUAUUUUCUCAACAUGAGUUUGAUUUCAACAUAUAGCGUCUGGUGGUACAACAGAACGACUCCAAUGGGGCUUGUUUGUUUACCACUCCUAUAACUUUUGAGUUUAUUCCUUUUAUCAAUUCUAUGCCAGGUGGAACUUCAAGGGUCUAUUUUUAAGUGCUACUUUUUGUAAAAAGUUCUGGAAUCACUGCCUUUAAUACUGUAAUCAAAAUGCUGUCUAACAUGUUGUAAAUUACCUUUAAUAUUUGA
Salarias fasciatus (jewelled blenny) is the source of this 1607-nucleotide messenger RNA. RefSeq lists its product as uncharacterized. The coding region runs from base 49 to 1218 and encodes 389 amino acids. The transcript has 2 exons. The record is from RefSeq and is a predicted model, not a curated record. NCBI's taxonomy places the organism in Eukaryota, Metazoa, Chordata, Actinopteri, Blenniiformes, Blenniidae.